Galdieria sulphuraria is the source of this 1365-nucleotide messenger RNA. Its product is annotated as 2,3-biphosphoglycerate-independent phosphoglycerate mutase-related protein. The record is from RefSeq and is a predicted model, not a curated record. The transcript has 2 exons. Lineage: Eukaryota; Rhodophyta; Bangiophyceae; Galdieriales; Galdieriaceae. Bases 24 to 1331 code for a protein of 435 amino acids. Gene Ontology annotation, molecular function: metal ion binding.
GGAGGAGCAGAUGGCCUAACAAAAUGACUAAGAGUUGUAAGAGACGUACUGUAUUUGUGUUGAUAGAUGGUUUAGGUGAUGUAAAUAUUGCUUGUAUAGAAAAUCAAACACCUCUUGCGUAUGCCAAAACGCCCAACUUGGACAGUUUAGCAGCGAACGGUGUUUGUGGCUUGAUGGACCCCGUUCAAGUAGGACUAGCUUGUGGCUCAGACACUGCACAUCUUUCUAUCUUUGGUUUUGAUCCUCGAGUUUAUUACAGAGGAAGAGGAGCAUUCGAAACGAUGGGUUCAGGUUUACACAUGGACGUAGGAGAUAUUGGUUUCAAGUGCAAUUUUGCUUUGUAUGAUCCUGACACCGGUAUUGUUCUAAAGAGACGAGCAGAUAGAGAAUUUGGCACUUGGGGAAGGUCUUUGUGUGACUAUUUAAGUGAACAUAUCGAACUUUGCGAUUUUCCUAGACACAAAGUGACCUUUCAGUAUGCAACUGAACACCGUUGUGGGGUUCGUAUUCAAGGCCCAGGGUUGUCGGAUGAGAUAAGUGAUACAGAUCCUUUAAAAGAUAAUCUACCUUUGAAGACGAGCGUUCCUUUAACUUUCAGUACGGAGGCUCAACAAACGGCAAUCUUAGUAAACCAACUUUCCAAGGCAAUACACGAGGCACUGGAAGCGCAUCCUUUGAUCAUCGAAAGAAGGAAGAGAGGGCUUACAUACACCAAUAUUGUUUUGUUUCGAGGCUGUGGACGUCGCAUUGAAGUGACAAGUUUUCGUGAAAAGUAUGGUUUAAGAGCUUUUGCUAUUGCGCCUACCAAAAUUAUUGCAGGUUUGACACUUUGUUUGGGUAUGCAGUUGGUUCAUGUAUCGGGUGCUACGGGCGACUACAAUACGGAUCUUCUUUCGAAAGCUCGUACUUGUGUAGAGUGGAUGAAAAAAGAAGACUAUGAUUUUGGGUUUGUUCAUAUCAAAGCUGUAGACGAUACAGGACAUGAUGGUUGGUUGCAAGGGAAAUGUAUGUUUCUAGAGAAGAUUGACGAAAUGAUACAUGUCUUAAUACAGGAGUUGGAAGAUUAUUGUGUCAAUUUGGUAGUAACAGGUGAUCAUUCCACUCCAGUCACUCGCAAGGAUCAUAGUUUGCAACCUGUUCCUUUUGUACUUUGUCCAUUGCCUUUUGGAUCCCUUUCAGCUGUUUGGCAACAGGAAAAAGUAACCAGCUUUUCUGAAAUAGAUGCAGGAUUUGGUUUAUUGGGCCGAUUUACCGGAGAUCAAGUAAUGUCAAUUAUUCAAUAUUUUGCAACUGAUAGAAAUAGGAGUCAGCAGACUCAUUCAAAUGAAUGAAUAAGGUUAUACAAAUGAAAUGUAGUGUUGUAAG